CYAACAGUUUUGUGAGAUGUUACCGCGUCGCAUCGUGAAGGGGCAGCCAAUAAAAUAGUGCUGUAGUACUCGUGUYGAGAGAGAGCCAUUACCGGUAUACGGAACGCCACCGCAACAAAGCUCUGGUGUUGACUCUCUCCAGGCUGCCGACAGCAAUGCCAUUCCAGACUUGUCACUGUAAGAUUAAGAUAAGCAUACCGAGACAAUCUAACUCAMCGUAAGAUAGUCUAUUGAUAACCGCGAGAACACAAUCAAACACGACACGUUCACAAAUCACGACCACACAAAAGCAGUUUUUAGACAASGUGGGGAACACAGAGGAGCCAGUUGUAAUUUCGAUAUCAUCGCAACCAGAGAAGGAAUUACUGUCACCAUUAGAGGAAAGAGCUUUCCUGUGGCGAUUGGCUUUCCUUAUCGAACCAGCAAUAGCAUUUCAACGGGGGUUAGUAGAUAACGAAGCGAGCAGUCAGCACAGGUACGAUAAAAUAGAUCAGAACAAAAUAGAACACAAUACAGAAGCAAGAUGUCGUCUUCCAAUGACGCCGACAACUGCGAGAUCGGAGCAAACGAUCMCGCCGGUGAUCGAGUCGAUGAACCAAAUCCGAACGACGUCUUGUGCGGCCGAGGAGGAAACAUCAACUCGCACAAAGGAAACGAGCAAUUCCGCAAGCUGGUGGAGAAACGGAAACGUGUUUACCUUACGGCUCGCUUCAAGCGUGAAAAACGAUUGAUUGCCUCUUCCAUCGUGAACGAGAUCCGAGCCAUGGAUCCCCCAGGUCGAUUUCUAGCACGAAAGGGUAGUAUGAAAGACGACAGCGGGUUUUGGUACGACAUUGGUGACGAAAAGGCCCGCGACAAAACAUCGCAGGCCCUGCGGGAGAACGCUCCCUCCAUCCGAGCCGAGAUCGAAACGGAAAUCAAUCAGCAGCGUGCAGAAAUGAGGCGGCAAGAGGCGACGACCGAUCCGCAGCCGUCUUCCGCAAAAAGCGGACCGAACGAGUCGUCGUAUCCUUCCGCCCYAAUAGGGCAUCAUCAUCCCGGAAGCCACGGGCACCUUGGGAAUCCCCCUCCUCCGAUUCCUCCUCCCCCUCAUCCGGGUCAUUCGCACACGUACAGCCCUGCYCACCAGAGCCAUUAUUCGCAACAGUACUAUGAUUACUAUUAUCAUUACUACGGAUAUGGAGCGCCUCCGCCCCCCCCUCCUCCGGGAUACACAAGCAAUGCUGCGGCACCCGCUGGAGCUCCUCCCCAUCCAUCGUUGCAACCAGGAUACCCCCCCGCAACCCAACCGCAUCCCUACUGGGCUGCUCAGUCUAGUCCCAAUGCAGCUGCAAGUGGAAACAGAUCGACUCCACCUGGACCGCCGGCGACGAGUGCGGUGGUCACCCCUUCUCCUCACUCACCCUCGGGCCGAUCGACUGGGGUAGCACUGAAUCCAAGUGCUGCUGAUGCAAAAUCACCUCCAAUGGCCGAAGGUCAUGCCUCAAGCGCGGUCGACUCCACUUUUUCUCCCUUUGCUCGUGCCACAACCCAGGAAGAAGAAGAUCGACGCCUGGCUAUGGCCUUGCAACAGGAAGAGAAUGCCAAGGCAUUCGAAGACAGGAAUCGUCGAUUUGGUUCCGAUCGGAGGUCGUCGCGAUCUACGGCCUACUGUGCUCCUGGGUACCGCCCUCGCUUGUUGAACGACAGCGUCGAAGCACCGAAUGAGGGGGGUUUCGGGACUCCAAACCGAAAGAAACGACCGCCCAUGUCGGCGAGUCACUUUUUCGGUCCCUCUCAUUCAUUCAGUAGAGAAAGAGCUAACACGGGAUCCAGUGCACCGAGCAACGGGAACAUGGAAAACGAUUCGAACCUGAGAAUGGAAGAAAAAGACCACUACGAAAUGAAUCUAAAGCCUCCUGCACAAAUGCAUCCCAAACGGGAAGGACGCAAGAACGACAACAAUGCCGACAACAGUCACGGCAUCGAUCAGAAUCACAACCACGAUCACGACUUCUCGUGUUCGUCCUUUUCUACGAGAGGACGGAUGGAAUUCAAGGACGACAGCGAAUUUAGCAUGUUUGGCGAAGGAGGAACUAUCGUUCCUUCCUCAAACGCCAACAGCACCGGAUCGUUUAGCAGAGUUAGAAACGUAUUUUCUAGUGCGUUCUCGAACAAGGAUAACAAGCACAGUAACGCAGGAAGCAAUUCAUUCAACCCAAUUUCUCUGGACCAGAGUGAUCGAAACCAUGGGCAAUCACAGCAGUACCAGCACAAAUGCGAUAGUUCAAGAGGUGAUGAUAACAGGAGCCACAAUCGCAAGCACUGCGAUCACCACCAACACAGCCAAGAACAGCAGGAUCAACAGAACCACCAGGAGUCUUCUCUUUUGUCGCAGGUGGCUAGUCACAUUUUGGGUAAUUUUGGUGGUUCCUCAUGGACAGAUAGCAACAAUCCCUCGAACAAGCGGGACCACCAACAUCAUCACGGAGGAAAUGACGAACCUGAAAUGGAAAUGGAAUUAGGUCAAGAAGUUAUAAUGGACGUCAGAGACGAAUCAUCUAGUAUGCCACCGCCUCAAAGCAGAGGAAAUGGCACACAGGUCGAUUGGCCCUCGAGAGCUGGUUGUCACACUUGGAUUCCCGAUUCGAUGGUUGAUACCACGGCAUCAUGUAAUUUUGGGCACGAUGACAACAAUCGUGACAUGCAUACAACGCAUCAACAUGUUUCCGCGACUCACCACAGUCGCCAUCGCCACCAUCAUCCUAACGAUCAUUCCCUUAAUCGUGAAACCAGCUAUGGUCGUGCGGACAUCUCCCCGAUCAAUUCAAUGGAUAUGGAUUUCUCUCUAUCAUCAUCUCUAGGAGGACAUCGACAACGGACAAAUAAUAUCAAUGGCGGUGCUUCAACAUUGAUGAACGUAUUCGAGAAAAAGACUGCUGAUCUAAAUCCAGAAGAGUUGUUGCCACAGAUUCAUCGAUCCGGUUUACAGCAAACGCCAUCUUGGGAAAGAUCCUACCGUAGCCGGUCACCCGUGUCUCUGGGAGAGCUUUCUGGUGUCGACGAAAUGGAUGGCUCGCUCAUCCGCGUGCAUUCGCGUGAUGCGAAGGAUAAGUUGUUUGGCAUGAACGGAAGCACCGUGGAGCCACAACCUUCCACAUCUAURGGUCAAUACAACGUACACCAGCAACCUCRCCAUCAAAACCAUCAGCACGGAAGCCAUCAUCAUCCGCCACAAGGGCAGCAAUAUCAAUCACCGAUGAAACCGUCAGCGAUGCAUGGUCAUCACAAUCAAGCACCUCUUUCCUCACGGGCUCAAAAUUAUAGCGAAUCACGUGAGAUUGAUAUGGACUGGGACUAAAUAAUUCUACAGAUAUAGGGGAUAGAGUAAAGAAAAACGCACCGAAGCAAACUUUUUUAGAAUGGAAACUACAUGUUUCGACUCKACUAAUAAAGAAAUAGAAAGUGA
Molecule: messenger RNA, 3448 nt
Organism: Pseudo-nitzschia multistriata
Lineage: Eukaryota; Bacillariophyta; Bacillariophyceae; Bacillariales; Bacillariaceae
Source: the annotation of a GenBank genome assembly